AUGGUGACACCACACAAGGUUCUGGUGCCUCGGGGGAAGAGGGACCUCUCUGGGCCACUGAGCAUCUACCCGGACCUUGUUCUCUACAACAUCCGUGCUGAAGGCAGAGACUACCUCCUUUGGCUGGAGAAGAACAAGGAGCUGCUGGGGCAGCACUACACUGAGACACACUACUCAGCCGAGGGUGUGGAGGUGACAGAGAAGCCAGACACUCAGGAUCACUGUUUCUACCAGGGCCAUGUGCAAGGACACACCGACUCAGCUGCCAGCAUCAGGACCUGUGGUGGGCUCAGUGGGUUUUUCCGGGUGAAUGAGACCACCUUCCUGCUGGAGCCCCUGGAGGAGGACGUGGCCGGCCAGCACGCCGUGUACAGAGCAGCCCACCUGCGCGGCAAGCGCGGCACGUGCCCCCAGCCUGGGGCCAGCCUGCAGUAUGACCAUGAACCCCAAAUCCCCGCUGCCAUGAAGCUCUACCACUGGAAAUCAGCUCCAUUACACAAAGGUCCCCGGUAUGUGGAGCUGGUCCUGGUGGUGGACAACAGGGAGUUCAGGAAGCACAAGGACUUGCGCACCGUGCAGAACCGCAUGAAGGAGAUCGUGAACCAUGUUGACAAGCUUUAUCAGCCCCUUCGCCUGCGGGUGGCCUUGAUCGGCUUGGAGGUGUGGAGUCACAGGGACAAGAUCAUGGUCAGUCCCAACCCCGAGCUGACUCUGGACAACUUUCUCCACUGGCGGGAGGUAGAGCUGCUGCGGAGGAAGCCACAUGACAACGCCCAGCUGAUCACGGGCAUAGACUUCCAUGGCACCACCGUAGGGCUCGCCAAGAAGCUUGUGAUGUGCACCAGGGACUCAGGUGGUGUCAACCAGGACCAUAGCAUGAAUCCUAUUGGCGCUGCAUCCACCAUGGCCCACGAGAUGGGGCACAACCUGGGGAUGUCUCAUGAUGAAGACGUUGCUGGCUGCCGCUGUCAUGUCCUCAAAGCUGAUGGAGGAUGUGUCAUGGCAGCAACUGUUGGCUUGGUGUACCCCAAGCACUUCAGCCGCUGCAGCGAGCAGGACAUGUGGCAGUUCCUGGGGGGCCCCAGGACUAGCUGGCUGGCGGAAGGCCCCCAGGCCGAGGGAAAGUGUGGGAACCAGUUUGUGGAGAGGGGAGAAGAGUGUGACUGCGGCACACCAGAGGAGUGCUCUGACCAUUGCUGCAAUGCCACCACCUGCCAGCUGAAAGAGGGAGCUGAGUGUGCACAGGGUGACUGCUGCCAGGACUGCAAGGUGAAGGCGGCUGGCGUGCUCUGCCGGGCCAGCAAGAACGAAUGUGACCUGCCCGAGCGCUGCAACGGCCUCAGCCCCAGGUGCCCAGAGGACGUCUUCCAGGAGAACGGCAUCCCCUGCCAGCACGGCACCGGCUACUGCUACAACGGGGCCUGUCCCUCACGCGGCGAGCAGUGCCGUGCGCUCUGGGGCACAGAGGCCCAGGUGGCCCCUGAUGUCUGCUUUAAGCACAACAGUGAGCACCAUCUUCACCUCCACUGCCUGACCGAGUACGGGAAGCAGCCCUGUAGUCCCAAGGACGUGAAGUGUGGGACACUGCUGUGCCUGAGUGACAAUGCCACCCCCAUCCUUGGUGGUGGCUCCUACUCCCUGUUCUUCGGUCACGUCAAGUGCAAGGCAGCCAUCGCCAGCAGCGAUGCCAAUGAGGUGGUGGCCAAGCUCAGGCUGGUGCCCACUGGCACCAAGUGUGGCGAGGAGAUGGUCUGUUAUGCUGGGCGCUGCCAGAGCCUUUUGGUCUACGGCAACAAGAACUGCUCGGCCAAGUGCAACAACCAUGGGGUGUGCAACCACAAGCGGGAGUGUCACUGUGAGCUGGGCUGGGUAGGGCCCCACUGCCAGCAGGAGAUCUCAGGGAUGGUGGCAGCCACCAGCACCAGUCCCCCAGGUGCCAACUCCAGCCCCUCCAGGAGGGCAGUUGCAGGUGAAGCCAAAGCCACCUAG
This is a messenger RNA of Chaetura pelagica (chimney swift), 1989 nucleotides long. RefSeq names its product ADAM metallopeptidase domain 8 (gene ADAM8). The record is from RefSeq and is a predicted model, not a curated record. Gene Ontology annotation, molecular function: cell adhesion molecule binding; metalloendopeptidase activity. NCBI's taxonomy places the organism in Eukaryota, Metazoa, Chordata, Aves, Apodiformes, Apodidae. Gene Ontology annotation, biological process: regulation of cell-cell adhesion; positive regulation of membrane protein ectodomain proteolysis; inflammatory response.